Molecule: messenger RNA, 1737 nt
Organism: Guillardia theta CCMP2712
Lineage: Eukaryota; Cryptophyceae; Pyrenomonadales; Geminigeraceae
Exons: 1
Coding region: 1-1737 (578 amino acids)
Molecular function (GO): protein binding
Source: RefSeq, a predicted model, not a curated record
AUGACGAAGUCAGGAGGCAUCCGAGCGAAGAUGGGCAGGGCGAUGCUGGGGGUGCUACUGAUACUCGACAUGUUCUCAUGCACGGGAUCGGCGACUUUCACUGAGCUGACUUCCCAAGAGGAUUGGUGCCACGCGUUCACGCAGGUAUACGGUUGCAACGAUCCGUAUCUGAAAAUAGCGUGUUAUGAAUGCGAUGGGGGCGGGAGCAUUGAGGUUCCCUGCGCAGAGUGUCCUCAAGGUCAGUACAGGGAUGGUUGCCAGGGAACAUCAGCAGGAACGUGCAUGCCAUGCACAUCAUGCGGCGUUGGCUACUUGUCUCAGAAUUGCUCAGGAGCAGAUGCAGGAGUGUGCGUCCUGGCAUGUUCAAGCGGAAAGUUUUCGAACGACAAUGUGAGCUGCAUAGCUUGCCCAGCAGGCAAGUACUCGGUGUAUCCAUCUGUAUCUGCAUGCUUGGAUUGUCCUUCAAACUCCUUCUCACAGUCUGGAUCCAGCUCUUGCACUCACUGCCCCAGCCACGCUCAAGUCGUGUCCGAUGGCUUGGGCUCGCACAAGUGUGUUUGUAACUCCAGCCUUGCGCAAGUCCUCUUGCCACCUGAGACUGGAUGCCUCUGCCAACCAGGUUUCAGCAUCGACUUCUCCGAAAACUGCUCUCAAUUUUCCGGCCCCGGUGACAGCCUCAUCCUCGAGCCCGCUAGUCCUGAAGCUGAGGUGGAAUGGAGGCAAUGCUCUGCCCAUGGGGGAGUUCCUGCAAGUCUCAACACAUCAUACGGUCUUGUGAUCGUUGCUCGUUGCUCAAACGCUUCUUCCAGCCUGAUGAAGAAUUUCAGCAACCUUGCGAAGCAUUCUUACGCACAGGUGGAUUUGUGGUUAGUGAGCGGAGAUGGGUUUGAUAUCAGCUCUUUGCAAAUCAUCAGCGACGGGGAUGAUGUUCUGAACUACAAGUCAAGGGUAAUCUACAACUCUACAGCAUCUGUGAUGUUCCAUGUCAAUUACAACGCGUCUCACUCAAGGGACAUGCUCGAAUUGAGAAUUCAGUCGGCACCUUACUCAUCGAACUUGUCAUUUUGGGGUGUCUUGAUGACCAAGAUCUCUUUGUAUGAUGGUAUACGAUACUUUGAAGACAAUGCCAACGUGCACGUAGAUGGAUGGAGCUGCUUCCCCAACUGUCCCAUCUCAAGGUCGUACUGCAAGGAGGGCCUCUACGUGCUGGGGGGGUUUGGACAGUUUGGAAGAGACGUCGUGCUUCGAAAAACUUUCACGGGGCUAGCGAAACAUACACAACUUCGCCUCGUCGUUGAUUUCCUGCAGAUUGACUUCUGGAACCAGGACAGAGUCAUCAUCUCCGUCGAUGGCAGAGUGGUCCUUUCCCAACCAUUGAUUAUGAGCGAGCCGCUGCCCUUCUGUGGAGAUCAGUUCUCCCGGUAUGAUCAGAACUUGCACAGACUUGAGCUCGUCGUGAACCAUACAAGCUCCAACGCUAGUGUCUCGAUCGGCACAUCGCUCACUCUACCUGCUGUGGAACAAUCAUGGGGACUAGCCAACUUUGAGCUUUACACGCAUCAUGUCUGCGAUGUGCUGGUGGAAAGUCCGUUAAUGGUCCAAGAUGCACACUGUUUAGCAUGUCCUGCAGGAAGUUACAAGUCCUAUCCAGGCCCGCAGCCUUGCUCUAGGUGCCCGAGCGAUCUGACAGGAUGGCAUCCGAACAGCCACAUGGGCAAAUGCUCGUCGUCCUUGUAA